AGUGGACAACGAGGUCCGAUUCGGGCCGCGAGAUGGGGGUCGUAUAAAUCGGGCACUCUGUUCGCCCGCAAUCGCUGCAGAAGGCGAGGAAGAAUCAGAGGCCCGAGCAAUCGAGCAACGACGAUCUGCAGCGAAGAAGCGGACGAUCGAUUCUCGAAUUGGAGCGCGCGAGAUUCGCGAUGGCCGGCUUGGCAGAGUCGUUGGUGGGCUCGUCGUCGUCGCUCGGAGGAUUGUGCCGUGUACAGAAAUUGGAAGAGUUCAGAGAUUCGAGACUCGGAUGCGCGAAAUUCGGUGAUAAUGCAGGCCCCGGGUGUAGCUCGAGGAAAGGAGUCAGAGACUUUAGAAUCAGGAACGCCAUCGGUAAUGGGGGUGACGGGAAUUCUAGGAUGGUACCCAUCGAAGAAGCUAUCAAGCGCACGGCGAGAACCAGCAGCUUUGUCAGCUCCAGCAGCUCGUCCGCAAACGGCUUACCCUUAUCAGCACUAAAUGGAGUGGAAAAGAGUAGAAAAGAGAAAUUUAGGGAGACUCUACUGCCAGACAGGCCUGGCCCCGACGCCUUCAGCGUACAGUCCAGCAGACCCUCAGCCGGAAACGGUGCAGCAAAUGUUACUACUCGAAGAGCAGCAGCUAAUGGAGCUGUCUUACUUCGCGAAACUGACUCACCUGCAGAGCGAUUGAACGGGAGAAGCACCACGGCAAUCACUCAAGUCCCAAGCAGAACUAGAAUUACGAGGCGGCCUCCUGUAGAGCUGCCUGUGAUCGAUUCAGACUUGCGAAUCCUACCAUCUGAUGAAGGCUUUAGCUGGGCCAAGGAUAAUUACAGUCCUGUACAGAGGACCAUCGAUAUCUGGAGCUUUGUUCUCCAGCUGAGAGCCCGAGUUUUUCUGCUCGACGCCAAGUGGACCUACAUCGGUGGUUUCAAUGAGGAGAGACAGAAAGCAAGGAGACGAGCAACAGCGUCGUGGGUGCGAGAAUGUAUCUUACAGCUUGGGCCCACAUUUAUUAAACUUGGCCAGCUCUCAUCAACGAGAUCUGAUCUUUUCCCCGCCGAAUUUGUGGAGGAACUCGCUAAACUACAGGAUCGAGUUCCAGCAUUUUCACCAGAGAAGGCGAUGGCUCUUAUAGAGAAGGAGUUGGGUUCCCCGGUUGAUGAACUUUUUAUGCAAUUUGAGAGACAACCGAUCGCAGCUGCCAGCCUUGGACAGGUACACAGGGCUAUACUGUUUAAUGGAGAGAAAGUUGCUGUAAAAGUUCAGAGACCUGGACUGAAGGAGCUGUUCGAUAUUGAUCUCGAUAAUUUGAAACGAAUAGCAGAAUACUUUCAGAAUAGCGAAUCGAUGGGUGGACCUACUCGCGAUUGGCUUGGGAUAUACGAGGAAUGCAAAACAAUAUUGUACGAGGAGAUCGAUUACCUCAAUGAAGGAAGAAAUGCCGACAGGUUUAGGAGAGACUUUAGAAACAUAAAAUGGGCUCGUGUUCCGCAAAUUUACUGGGACUAUGCUUCACGAAAGGUCUUGACCCUAGAGUAUGUUCCAGGUAUCAAGAUAAAUGAAGUGGCCAAGCUUGAUGCCGGUGGUUUUGACAGACGACGAAUUGCUCGUCUAGCUAUAGAGGCCUACCUUAUACAAAUCCUGAAGACUGGUUUCUUCCAUGCCGAUCCACAUCCCGGAAAUCUAGCUGUCGAUACGGAUGGUUCUCUUAUUUACUACGAUUUCGGGAUGAUGGGUGACAUCAAGUCUUUCACAAGGGAGAAGCUACUGGAGAUGUUUUACGCAGUCUACGAGAAAGAUGCCCAAAAGGUUAUCAACGCCUUGAUAGAUUUGGGGGCUUUACUACCAACUGGAGACAUGGGACCUGUGCGGAAGACGGUGAAGUUCUUCCUCGAUAACUUGAUGAACCAAAAACCUGAUCAGGCUAGCACAUUCUCAGCUAUCGGCGAGGAUCUGUUUGCCAUUGCAAUCGACCAACCUUUCCGCUUUCCUGCCACCUUCACGUUCGUUCUGCGUGCCUUUUCUACAUUAGAAGGCAUAGGAACCAUUCUUGAUCCAGACUUGUCCUUUGCGAAGAUUGCUGCACCUUAUGCACAGGAGUUGCUGGACGUUCGAGACAAACAGAGUGAUGGACGCUACAUCGUUCAAGAGCUGCAGCGACAGGCAACCGAUGCCAGAGAUGCAGCAGUGGCCAUGCCUUUAAGAAUUCAACGUAUGGAUGAAAUCAUUCAGAAGCUCGAAGCUGGGGACUUCAAGCUUCGUGUCCGAGUGUUGGAGGCCGAGAGGGCUGCCAGAAGAGCAUCGAUCCAGCAAUCUGCCACCAUGAAUGUGGUGGUUGCCGCAUGUCUUGCAAAUAUCGGAGUUAACCUCAUGCUCGCCGAAGGAAUGACACCGAUCGCGCUGUCGCCAUUCGUGGGCACUGGUAUCUUCCUGGUGCUGGUUCUCAACAGUAUGAGAAGGUUGAAGAACUUGGACAAGUUCGAGAAGAUGUUGUAGUUUAAUCUAGCAAUGACAACAGUGUAGAAUGUACAGAUUUAGGCCAUUCGUCCCACCAUUGUGGGGGUGUAUUUCAAGAGUAAAGCGCUGGACGCAGUGUCCGUGGGAGAAAAAAUUAAUUCGUUUCGAAGGAUGUCACACGAGCGAGCGACACACAGCUGCGUAGCCUUGGCACCGGAAGUAGGUGAGAGGGAGUCGGGGGUGGCGGAGGUUCAUUAUUUCGUCGACACUCAUAUACGCCCACCUUUCUUACUUGAGAACGUGAUUCUAGGGAGUACAGUUUUGCAGGACAAACUAUUCCUCGAAGCCGAUGCAAUCUUUUGUUGGUGAAUCGUAAAUCUACUUAUGCCCUUUGCGAAUCGAGUGUGCCCCACCACGCUGCGUGCACAUUAGCACGUAGAUACGUACAUCUGGAAUAAAUUUUGUCUUCUCGUCAAGAUUUUUCCACUACGGCGUACAUGGUACCCACUCUCUACCAAUCAGCUCUUAAAUGUGUGCUCUCUGUGACCGGUGCCCUCCCUGACCCCCGUCCUCUUUCUCUCUCUCUCUCUCUUCCCUCACACUUUACCUUCACGUGAAGAAACUCAACAAGCAGUUACAAAAUCUGCGCUCUCCUAUGUGACUGGUGCACUCCCUGACUCCCUUCCAGUCUCGCUUUCUCUCUGCCACCAUCUCUCCCAGCCUUGAACUUACAGUAAAAGAAUUUGAGCAAGAAGAGCAAAUCUUCCACCGACAUCGUUGACACGCAUUACGAACCUCUAAGACUCGGUCCCGGAUCUCUGCAUGAAGUUACUGCGAACUGCAGGAGGAGAAAGGACAAGUCGAGGACCGAAAUUCGGCCUCUACCUGCCUGCAGAAUCACGAAUUUAGCCCUGGCGACUAAAAGUGGUCAAAGCACACACAACUGUUGUCACGCCGCUCUUGUAAGCGCUCUCACCGCAGCAGCAGAGCCGAAGAGGUCAAAGCGUGCAGAACUCUCCAAAUCACAGCUCACUAAUGGCGUCCAGGCCACUCUCGCCCGGAAAGACAGAGAGUUAACGAGACGAAAACUCGCUGCAGCAUAGACUAGCUAGCCAGCGGCCGGAUUGUUGACGCCACACGUGGUCGAAUUCAGCCUCGGCUCACAACAGGUCUACGAGCUCCCGGCAAGUCUCCUCGUAGCCCUUGUCUGUUGUAGACAUUAAUCUUUCCUACGGUCUGGCCACUGGCUAGCAGCAAGAGAAAUGUACGGUUUUGUCAUGGAGGAGCAGAUAGAUCCACUCGCUGCGUGUUUGUAUGUACUCUUGGGUUUUGGUUGUUGUUGUUUUAAGUAAGAGAAGGG
This is a messenger RNA of Marchantia polymorpha subsp. ruderalis, 3807 nucleotides long. The record is from the annotation of a GenBank genome assembly. Lineage: Eukaryota; Viridiplantae; Streptophyta; Marchantiopsida; Marchantiales; Marchantiaceae.